AUGACGACUCUGAACCGACUGGUUAGGAUCGGGCUUCACGUUUAUGGCAUCUGGCCGUAUGUGCCAUCCACUGUAAUCUUUAGAUUAUACUGGAUCAUGAUGCUGAGCAUGGCUCAAGUCUUUCAGUACCGAUAUGUGGUGGUAAAUAUUCAUAUGGACGACUUUUCCCAAUAUAUGGACGGAGUGAGUAGUGCAAUGGCGUCUUCGCUUCUCUACAUUAAACUCGUUAUCCUUUGGAGCCAUCAACGAAUAUUUUUCGAUCUAUUGCAAAUGAUGUCUGCGGACUGGCAGGAUUACAUCUUGAAUCGCUAUAAUUCGCGCGUAAUGGCGGACACGGCGAAUCUUGCACGUCGCGCUUCGAGAUGGAUCGUCGGCAUGCAAGUGGCCUCUGUAUCUUUAUACAGUGUUGGCGUACUCGCCUCUAAUACGAAUAAUCCCGAGAGAUCGGAGCCGUAUGCACGUGAACUCAUUCUGAAAAUGGAGCUACCAUUCAACAUUAGCACAAAUUCUAUUUAUACAGCGGUUCAAUCUGUUCAAUUUUAUCACCUGUUUUUAGUCGGCGGUGGCAUUUCGAUUAUUAAUUCACUUCUUGUCAUUUUGAUACUUCACGUUUGCGGUCAAAUUGAUAUUCUUCGAGAAUGGUUGACAAAAGCCUUUUCGAAAGACACGAUAGGUGCGACGGAUGAAAUUACGAUACGCUCGAUGAUUAUAAAGCACCAGAAGAUCAUCGCAUUUGCAGAAAAUAUCGAGAAUAUGUACACGUAUAUCGCGUUGAUGAUGCUUUUAUCAGACACGAUUAUUAUAUGUUGCUUGGGAUUUAUUAUUGUCACCUCACUUGACGCACCCGCGGUUAUAGUGAAGUCCUUAUUAUUCUACAUCACGAUGAACCUCGAGGCGUUCAUAUACUGUUUCUUUGGCGAAUAUUUAAGUGCGAAGAGCAAAAUGAUUGGAAAUGCGGCGUACGAUUCUCUCUGGUAUGAUUUUCCAGCGAAAGAAAGUAGGAUUGUACUGUUUCUCAUUAUAAGGUCCCAGAAAAGACUGACGAUCACAAGUGGAAAAAUGAUGGACCUCUCUUUAUAUCGAUUUACCAGCGUAAGAUUUAUUUUAUAAUAUUUUUGGAGCAUUU
Pogonomyrmex barbatus (red harvester ant) is the source of this 1126-nucleotide messenger RNA. Its product is annotated as odorant receptor 22c-like. Gene Ontology annotation, cellular component: plasma membrane. The record is from RefSeq and is a predicted model, not a curated record. Gene Ontology annotation, molecular function: odorant binding; olfactory receptor activity. NCBI's taxonomy places the organism in Eukaryota, Metazoa, Arthropoda, Insecta, Hymenoptera, Formicidae. Gene Ontology annotation, biological process: detection of chemical stimulus involved in sensory perception of smell; sensory perception of smell.